Parastagonospora nodorum SN15 is the source of this 576-nucleotide messenger RNA. RefSeq lists its product as hypothetical. The transcript has 3 exons. Gene Ontology annotation, biological process: mitophagy. Gene Ontology annotation, molecular function: mitochondrion autophagosome adaptor activity. The coding region runs from base 1 to 576 and encodes 191 amino acids. The record is from RefSeq and is a predicted model, not a curated record. Lineage: Eukaryota; Fungi; Ascomycota; Dothideomycetes; Pleosporales; Phaeosphaeriaceae.
AUGGAGCCAGAUUUCCCAACCGAGAUUGCGUCGACACUGCAAGGAGCGUCCAUCAAUCGCCACCCGUCCCCGCGACACGAUCUCAAUCCGUCAACAGCUGCGUCGGAGAAACAGCCUGUGACUCUCGAUCCAUAUGCCGAUCCAGAUGCUGAUUCAGAUCUCGCCGAAGAUGAGAUACCAGUCAGCAUCCUCAAUCCCAUACCGCGGAAGCAGAACAUGCCACCGCUGCCCGAUCUUCGAUUCGAACAGAGCUACCUCAAGAGCAUAGAGUCGGCAAAAUCUUGGAAGGACGUAUUAUGGAUUACACUGAAGGACCAGGUCAUAUUCUGCUUCGCACAGGGCGUACUAUGGACCCUCGUACUCAGCGGCUGGCGGCACUGGAACCGAUCAGCCAAGUUCAGCGGGCAGGGCGUCGGCGCAAAGAUACGGCGAUGGUGGUGGGGUGUAAACAACUGGAAAGUACCAGAUGCCAAGUCGCGGCUGAAGGAUUCAAAGCUGGCGAAGAAUGUGACCGAGGUGAGUCUUGCCUUCUUGAAAUUCUACGAGGCGGAGUUCUCGAGCGCGGCACAGGAUUAG